Molecule: messenger RNA, 1775 nt
Organism: Saprolegnia parasitica CBS 223.65
Lineage: Eukaryota; Oomycota; Saprolegniomycetes; Saprolegniales; Saprolegniaceae
Exons: 1
Coding region: 1-1695 (564 amino acids)
Source: RefSeq, a predicted model, not a curated record
AUGCUCAACAAGGAACCGCUGACGACAGAGCGCGUCUCGUACAUUGCGUCGUUUGACAAGCACGCGGACGGCGCCGAGUAUGGCGAGACCAAGACGCCCGGCGAGAUCGAAGAAGGCGCGCUGCGUGGCGGCGACGCCCCCGUGUACACAUCGCCUGAGGUGCUCGCGAUCAUCUACCAGUACGCGAUGGUCGGUAUCGUCUACGGCGGCUUCACUGUAAUGAAGUACCCGAUUCUGACCGGGUACUUUGCGCUUGAGACCAACGUCUUGAGCUCGGCGACCGCGCUCUUGACGCUCGGCUGGUCGCUCAAGGUCGUCUUUGGCAUGCUCAACGACUGCUUUCCCGUCUUUGGCUACCACCGCAAGCCGUACAUGCUCCUCGGCUGGUCGCUGUGCGCGAUCUUGCUGGUCGUGCUCGCGGUCACGCCCGCGGGCGAGCAAAACUCGCAGUCGGACGGCUCGACGUUUGCGCUCAUCUGCACGGUCUGCGGCUUUUGCUACGUCAUGGCCGACGUCGCGCAGGACGGUUUGAUGUUGACGUAUGCGCAACGCGAGCCGCUGGCGGUGCGUGGCCGUCUCCAGUCGAUGAUUUACGGCACGCGCUUCGUGUUUGCGGCCAUCAUUGGUGCCAUCUGCGGCUUUUGCCUCAACUCGGAGCGCUUUGCCGGCGACUUUGACUGGGACAUUGGCGUCAACGGUUACUUUUGGAUUUUGGCGAUCCCGUCCGUCAUCAACAUUCCGGUCGUGUGGUUCUUCAUCAAGGACACGAAGCACGAGGCCGUCCAGUUCAGCGUCUACUUCAACCAGCUCUGGACGCUCGUCCAGAAGCGCGCAGUGUGGCAAGUGUUGAUUUUCAACUUUUUCUUUAACUUUUUCACCGGCAGCAUCGGCUCGACGGCGGGGUCGUAUGUCGCCUUGUACUGGGCCGGCGUCGAGAACCUCAAUAGCGCCAUCAUGGGCGUCGUCGGCAACAUCAUUUUUGCCGUCAUCCUCUACCUCACGGGCAUGUACGGCACGCACUGGAACUGGCGCUACGUGCUCGUCGUCACGGUCCUCAUCGCCAACGGCAUUGACGCCAUCACGCAGUUUUGCACGAUCUACGACGUGUACCGCAACCAGUGGUUCUACCUCGGCGUGCCGGUCCUUGAAAACAUCCCCACCGGCAUCAACUUUGUCGUUGGUACGUACGUCAUUGUCGAGCUCGCCGAGUCGGGCAACGAAGGCGUCAUGUACGGUCUCUUGACGACGAUCUCGAACCUCCCGGGUACCUUUGGCUCGAUGAUCACCAACAUCAUUGACGGCUCGCUCGAUUACAACAAGAAGCUCAUCAAGGAAGACGCGCCCGAGACGCGCGACCAGGUCGCGUACUCGUACUUUGUCGCGUACGGCUCGGUGCUCCUCGGAUGCUUUUGCGUCGUCUUGCUGCCCAACCAAAAGGCGGCGGUCGCCGAGCUCAAGAAGAACGGCGGGAGCCAGCCCAAGGUCGCGGCCGCCAUCUUCUUCAUCCUCUUUGCAGUGCUCUGCACGUCCAUCACGGGCAACCUCAGCUCCAUGUUCGAGUCGACGCGCUGCAUGCGUCUCGCGGGCGGUGCUGGCUGCGACGAGGCCCCGCCCAGCGGGUACCUCGCGGGUAUCUUUGUACCUGUCGGUCUUGCGGCGCUCUUGAUCGCCAAGAUCGCGUACUCGCGCCGCUAAGGGGAUCGUCGUAAAGGAGACCGACUAUGUAACUCGUGUCAUGUGUUGUAAUGAAAGUCAACCGCGUUGAGCAUUCUGGA